Molecule: messenger RNA, 417 nt
Organism: Arabis nemorensis
Lineage: Eukaryota; Viridiplantae; Streptophyta; Magnoliopsida; Brassicales; Brassicaceae
Source: the annotation of a GenBank genome assembly
AUGAGAAGAGGUAGAGGAAAAGGCAAGAAGCAGAACGCUACCGCUAGAGAAGAUCGAGGAAGCGGUGAGGAAGAAAAGAUUCCAGCUUACAGGAGAAGAGGGAGGCCACAGAAGCCGUUGAAAGAUGAAAUCGAAGGAGAAGACGAGCUAGUGGACAAGGAAGAAGAGAAGGACGAUGAUAUGAAUGGUUCUGUGACAAGUAAAGAAGAACUGACAGAGAAUGGGAGGAAGAGGAAGAAAUCAGUGGAGUCUAAAGAGAGCAAUAUAACCGAAGAAGAGAAUGGGUUAGGAUCGAAAUCAAGCACGGAUGAUUCGAUGAAAUCGUCAUUGUCUAUUGGGUUUAGACAGAAUGGAAGCAGAAGGAAGAACAAACCAAGGCGAGCUGCUGAAGCUGUUGUUGAAUGUAAUGGGGUUUGA